This is a messenger RNA of Trichoderma aggressivum f. europaeum, 840 nucleotides long. RefSeq lists its product as uncharacterized. The transcript is spliced from 2 exons. The record is from RefSeq and is a predicted model, not a curated record. The coding region runs from base 1 to 840 and encodes 279 amino acids. Gene Ontology annotation, molecular function: phosphatase activity. Lineage: Eukaryota; Fungi; Ascomycota; Sordariomycetes; Hypocreales; Hypocreaceae.
AUGGCUCCCCGAACUGACUUCCCUCCCGUCAGAGCUUGUCUCUUCGACAUGGACGGCCUCCUCCUCGACACCGAGGACAUCUACACGCUCUGCAUCAACCUCAUCCUGGACAAGUACUCUCGCCCCUCUCUGCCCUGGUCCAUCAAGGCCCAGCUCCAGGGCCGUCCUGGCCCCGCCGCCAACAAGAUCUUCUUGGAAUGGGCUCAGCUCCCCAUCACGGCGGAAGAAUUCGCAGCCGAGAACGCAGCCCUGCACCAGAAGCUCUUCCCCGGCACCAAGCCUCUGCCAGGCGUCCCCGAGCUGCUCACCAGCCUGGUCCGAACUCGGGAGCCUGGUGCCGAGACACCCCCCGUGCACAUCGCCUUGGCCACGAGCUCGCACAUGGGCAACUUCAGGCUCAAGACGAACCAUCUCGCCGAUCUCUUCUCUGUCUUCCCCGACAACCGACGUGUUGUGGGCGAUGACACUCGCCUCACUCCUGGUCGUGGAAAGCCCCUCCCGGACAUUUUCCUCCUCGCCCUCAAGACCAUCAACGAUUCGCUGCCCGAGGGAGAAGCCCCCAUCAAGCCUGAGGAAUGCCUCGUCUUUGAAGAUUCCGUGCCCGGCGUCGAGGCUGGCCGCCGCGCCGGCAUGCGUGUCAUCUGGUGCCCUCACCCUAUGCUCAAGAAGGAGUACGCCGGCCGCGAGGAGGAAGUCCUGGCUGGCCGAACUGGUGAGGCCGGACAAGUCGACCUGCACCAGGUCGGUGAGCUGGGCGACGGCUGGUCCGAGUACCUUGUCAGCCUGGAGAACUUUCCGUAUGCGAAGUACGGCAUGGUGAUUCCUCCCGUCAAGGCUUGA